UGACCCUGUUGUUUACUUCCGGUUGGCUGCUGAAGAGAGACGAGAACGGUUGAAUGAUUGAUUAUACAUUCAUUGAAAGGAAUAAUGAGUUAAACAGAGAAUGUAGACAAGAAGAGGAAGACAGCUAUAUAGACUGAUGACAGAGGCUAUGAUCAUGGAAGGAAGACGGAACUGAUAGAACAAUGGCGGAAUGUGAACGAGGGUAUCUCCAAAUGGAUGACCAGGAAAACCGUCCAAUUUUCGUCGUUGGAGACGAUAGCACCUUCAAUCAGCUAUAUAUGCAGGAAAGCCAUGAGGACAUCGCCGCCAUCACCGUGGGUGUGUGUGCCAUGGCAAAGAAAUGUAAUUCUAAACCGAUGCUUGAGAUUUUGCAACGCCUCGAGUUAUUUGAACACAUCAAAACUCUGGUGUUCGAGGAGGACGUCAUCCUGUAUCAACCAAUAGAGGACUGGCCUGUGGUUGACGUCCUUAUCUCUUUCUUCUCCCAGGGAUUUCCUCUCGACAAGGCCAUUGAGUACAAGAAUCUACGCAAGCCAUACAUAGUUAAUGACUUGGAGGCUCAGAAAAUCCUCUUAGACAGGAGACAGGUCAAUGAAAAACUGGAAGCAGAAGGCAUCAUCCAUCCCAGAUACGCUAUAUUAAACAGGGAGGGAAAUGGAACAGCUAAAUGUCAGUACACAGAUGCUGAGGACUGUAUUGAGGUGAACGGUGUAGUGUUCCACAAACCGUUUGUUGAGAAACCAGUGUCAGCCGAGGACCACAAUGUUUACAUCUACUUCCCCGUCGCUGCCGGGGGAGGUAGUCAACGACUCUUCAGGAAGGUUGGUCCCCGAAGCAGUGCCUACUACCAGGUGAAUCGUGUGCGACAGUCCGGCUCCUACAUCUACGAGGACUUCAUGCCUACAGAUGGCACUGAUGUGAAGGUGUAUACUGUUGGUCCUGACUACGCACAUGCUGAAGCAAGAAAAUCGCCGGCGUUAGAUGGGAAAGUAGAGCGGGAUAAAGAUGGAAAAGAAGUUCGGUUUCCAGUCAUUCUGAGUGCCAAAGAAAAGCUUUUAGCUAGGAAAGUGUGCCAAGCAUUUAAGCAAAAUGUGUGUGGGUUUGACCUCCUCCGAGCCAGUGGGAAAUCUUACGUGUGUGAUGUCAAUGGGUUCAGCUUUGUGAAAAACUCUAUCAAGUAUUAUGAUGACUGUGCAAAGAUAUUGGGGAUGGAGCUGAGGACCGUUGUAGCUGUUAUAAGACAUGGUGACCGGACACCAAAGCAGAAAAUGAAAAUGGAGGUCAAACACAAAAAAUUCUUUGAUCUCUUUAAGAAAUAUGACGGCUAUCGGAGCGGACAUCUAAAACUGAAGAAACCGAAACAGCUCCAGGAGGUUUUAGACAUCGCCCGGUUCUUACUGUCGGAACAUCAGGCCUCGUCAGAUCCAGAAAUAGCAGAGAAGAAAGCUAAAUUACAACAGCUGAAAGUUGUCUUAGAAAUGUAUGGCCAUUUUUCUGGAAUCAACCGGAAAGUUCAGCUGAAAUACCAACCCUACGGUCACCCAAAGAAAUCGUCCAGUGAAGAAGAUUUGAGUGAGGAGAUUGAACAAUGCAGUUUUGAUGAUUGUGAUAACUGUGACAACAAUGACUAUCCUCGCAAACCAUCCUUGUUGCUGAUUGUGAAAUGGGGAGGGGAGUUAACUCCGGCAGGUAAAAUACAGGCAGAAGAUUUAGGCAAGGCCUUCCGGACACUGUAUCCUGGUGGACAAGGUCAGUUUGAGACACCGGGUUUGGGCUUUCUACGUCUCCACAGCACUUUCCGACAUGACCUCAAGAUUUACGCUUCUGAUGAAGGGCGGGUCCAGAUGACUGCUGCAGCAUUUGCCAAGGUAAAGGUCAUAGAUAUUUUACAAGGGUUUGUAAUAAAUAUAAGAAACAUUGAUUUUGAGAAAAAUCCUCUAUAUAAUUGA
This is a messenger RNA of Mizuhopecten yessoensis (Yesso scallop), 1949 nucleotides long. RefSeq names its product inositol hexakisphosphate and diphosphoinositol-pentakisphosphate kinase 2-like. Lineage: Eukaryota; Metazoa; Mollusca; Bivalvia; Pectinida; Pectinidae. Gene Ontology annotation, cellular component: cytosol. Gene Ontology annotation, biological process: inositol phosphate biosynthetic process; inositol metabolic process. The transcript is spliced from 14 exons. The record is from RefSeq and is a predicted model, not a curated record. Bases 183 to 1949 code for a protein of 588 amino acids. Gene Ontology annotation, molecular function: diphosphoinositol pentakisphosphate kinase activity; 5-diphosphoinositol pentakisphosphate 1-kinase activity; inositol hexakisphosphate kinase activity.